Messenger RNA from Cajanus cajan (pigeon pea), 669 nucleotides. The record is from RefSeq and is a predicted model, not a curated record. Lineage: Eukaryota; Viridiplantae; Streptophyta; Magnoliopsida; Fabales; Fabaceae.
AUGUUGAUUAGUUGUAACAUACAGGAAAAUCCACUUUAUGGAAAAUUUAUAUAUAAAGGACUUGCUUUUGCCAAUGAUUUAACUACAUUAUUCAAGGAUGUGGUGGCUAAUGGAAAAUUCAGUUGGGUACCUUCUUUUGGGAUAUUACCUAAUGAUAUAGGUGAAGAUGAUGUAUAUCGUCCAUGCUUUGAGAGUGGUGAUAUAGAGGAAGGAUCAGGAGAUAGUGAAGAAAUUAUACCCACUAGUGCUGGAAUGAGUUCUGAAUUGCGAAAUAUUAAUUUAAGCACUUCUGAAGGAAGCAAUAGUGAAAGAAGCAUUGGCAAGAGGAAAAGGGUUGGAGCUUCUGAAAAAAAUGAAAGUAAAAAUGUGAAAGCUCCUGCCUCAAAAAAAAUAGCUGAAGCAAUAAGUAGAAUUGCAUCUACAUCUGAGUCACGUUCAAAUGCUCUAAACACACUAGUAGUACUUGGCACAUCAAUUCCUGAAGUGAUGGAUGAACUUGACAAAAUAAUAGAAAUUACAAGUGAUGACGAUUGGCAUGCCAGAUGCUCUCAACUUAUGUUAUCCAAGUCUGCUAGAGAAAUGUUUGUAGCUUUAAAAGGACAUAAACAAAGGCUGUUGGGUUGGCUAAAGUAUGCAGCUUAUAAUGCAUUACCAUCCAUGAAAAGUUAG